AUCAGCCUCUCUACUUUGCACAAGUCCGACUACUCAUUAACAUACUACCAGCAUGUCGUACAACGGAAAGCCGGCUGAGCUGUUCUGGAAGCCCGGGGACGCAAGGCCCCAUGCGGUGAGUCGCUCGUCGGCGGAGGCAUCGGUGGGAGUGUGGAGCUUGGGGUCAGAAGGGCAACAGAAAUACGAAGUCGCGCGACCAGGUGUGUGCGCAGUACAAGGGCUAGAGUGCACCAUCUGUGAACAGGAAUCCGAGGGGAGGUACUGGCACAGUCGUGUCGAGGUUAAAAGUGGGCGCGGAGUACAUAAACUCCACCGGCUACUACCGGCAAGCAUGCAGCGGUGACUACCUGCUCCGGCGAGCGUGCCAAGUGUGGGGGAGGACGAAGAGCCGUUCAUGAACAAGUUCCGCAAGGCGGCCAACGAGCGCUACGGUCUGAACCUGAAAGACUACUGGGAGUUUCACGCGUGGAGCAUCAAGGAGCACGCCAAGUUUAUGGACUUGGCAUGGGACUACCUCGGCAUCAUUGGCGAGCGCGGCGAUGGCCCCGCCUUCAUUCCCGGGACGCCCAUGGACCAGGAGCAGCCUUACUUCCCCACGGCGCGGAUCAACGUCGCGGAGAACCUUUUGCUUGGGCACAAGUCGGCGCUUAGCAAGACCAAAUACGCGAUGAUUGCGACUGUUGAGGGUGACCCGGAAACCGGCAGCAAGGAGCCAAAGGAGACACGCCGCAUCUCGUAUUACGAGCUGUACCACGAGGUGCGGAAGGCGUCUCACGCGCUGCGCAAGAUGGGCGUCAAGCCUGGAGAGAGCGUCGUGAGCUUUGCAGCGACCAACUGUGAGAUGCUCGUCGUUUUCAUGGCGACCGUGGCGAUUGGAGCCAUUUUCUCGUCCACUCCUGCGGAGUUCGGUGUCAACGCCGUUCUCGACCGCUACGACAUCAUUAAGCCGCGUGUGCUCUUUACGAUCGACGCGUACCGCUACAACGGCAAGAGGCACGAUGUGACGGAGCGCGCCCGCGAGGUCGUCCGCCGUCUCGGCAGCAUUGAGCACGUCAUCUGCAUUGGCCAUCUGGACGAGAGCCGCGAGCCCUCCCUCGACGCGCUUAAGGGGUAUCCCGACGGGCCAGCGAUCCACACUUGGCACGGUUUUAUGGGACAGGGCAACAACGCGCCCAAGGAGAUUGACUUUGCCCGUGUGCCCUUCAACCAUCCUAUGUGGAUCGUCUUCUCGUCCGGCACGACCGGCAAGCCUAAGUCUAUUAUGGGCCCCGGUGGCGGCGUCAUGCUCAUGCGCAAGCUCGUGUACACGGUGCAUUUCAACAUGGACCACCGCGACAGCUACUUGCAAUUCGCGACCAUGGGGUGGAUCGUCUGGAACAUGCACAUCAUGUGGACGACGAUCGGCGGCACGGUUGUCGCCUACGAUGGCUCGCCUUUCUACCCUGAGGAGGUGUUGUGGCGCCUCAUUGAGAAGUACAAGGUGACGCAGCUCGGCGCGUCCCCCCGCUACCUCCAGACGCUGGACAAGAACGGCUUUAAGCCCAGCGGCGGACGCGACGUCUCCUCGCUCGCGCAGAUCUACACAACAGGCGCACCCGUCACUCCGACCGUUUACGAAUACAUCAAGCGCGAGAUCCCGUGGGUGUUCCUGAACAAUGCGUCUGGCGGUACCGAGCUGGGCGGAAGCGCUCUCCAGUCCAACCACACCAUGCCUAUGUACAAGGGCGAGCUGAUGGGCCCUGUUCUCGGCGUUGACGUGAUCGCGGCCGCCCCAGACGGGCGCGCAUUGGAGGGCGAGGAGGGUACGAUGGUGUUCCGCUCCCCCUUCCCGAACAUGCCCUAUGAGUUUGCCGGCGAACGGAAGGCUUCGCGCGAGCGUUACGUUGAGACAUACUUCUCCGACUGGACGAACCCACCCAUGUUUAACAUGAACGACAGUGUCUACGUCAACCCCCAAACCAAGGGCUGGAACGUGCUCGGUCGCGCGGACGGUGUGCUCAACCCUUCAGGUGUCCGAUUCGGCUCCAGCGAGCUGUACUACAUCAUCGAGAAGGACUUCGGCAACGACAUCGAGGAUUCCAUUGCCGUUGGUCAAAAGAUGGGCGACGACGAGCGCGUUAUCCUCUUUGUCAAGAUGAUCGGGGAUAAGGCCCUUACGCCUGAAGUUACCAACCGCCUCAAGAAGGCCAUUGCCACUGCUCUUUCCCGCCGCCACGUUCCAGAGAUCAUUGCGCAGUGCCCAGGCGUUCCCGUCACUGCUACCGGCAAGAAGCUCGAGCCGUCCGUCAAGAAGAUUGUCAACGGGGUCUCGCUCGCCAAGAUCAACCGCACGGGAGUGUCAAACCCCGAGCUGUACCCAUGGUACGAGGCGUGGACAGCCGCGCACUCGGGCAAGAAGCAGGCCCGGCUGUAGAGAAAGCGAGCACAGGUUGCAGCGACAUUAGAAGUCUCGACUGCAUGCAGGCUGUAGAGUUAGCAAGACAUGGGUCAGCGUAGAAGAGGAGAGCAACCAAGAGUGUGCUUAGUUUGUGCCCCGAAACGAGGGGAAGUAAGACAUUGGGAGUCGAGAAGUGAGACAGAAGUGCCGAUCCUCAUCAGCUGCACGGUAUGCCAG
Messenger RNA from Cutaneotrichosporon oleaginosum, 2614 nucleotides. RefSeq lists its product as uncharacterized. Lineage: Eukaryota; Fungi; Basidiomycota; Tremellomycetes; Trichosporonales; Trichosporonaceae. The record is from RefSeq and is a predicted model, not a curated record. Gene Ontology annotation, molecular function: acetoacetate-CoA ligase activity.